Molecule: messenger RNA, 5202 nt
Organism: Prorocentrum cordatum
Lineage: Eukaryota; Dinophyceae; Prorocentrales; Prorocentraceae
Source: the annotation of a GenBank genome assembly
AUGAGCGCGUGGAGAAGAUUUUCAGGCAGCUCGGGGGAAUGGGAGGUGACCUACGAGGAGUUUGCCCGCACUCGGCUGCAACCCAUGGACCGAGUCGCAGAGGCAGUUCACGGCGCGCCGCAACUCGGAGCUGCAGUCGGUGGCCGCGGGCAGCGACGUGCCCGAGUGGAAGGUAAUGAACACCUCGCAGAUGGAGCGCGCCGGGAACAGCCCGUGGGCGUUGUCCCCGAAAAGUUCGCCGAAGGUGGCCUCCCCGUCCCCGAUGAGCACCGGGAACCGCUUCAGAAUGGUGGAGGCACCCAUGAUGCAGAGCAUGCAGGGGUCCGCCCCUCCAGUCCUGUUGGAGAAGGCCAGCGUCGCCGUGGAGCGCUCGUUGCCCAGGUUGCAGCAGGAGCGCCCGCCCACCGUGGGCGGCCCCGACGUCUGCCGCCUGGUGGUCAGGAGAACGCGGACUACCAGAGGCUGAGGGCGAAUCCGGUCCUCAUACCAGUUUUCGAGGCAGCGCUCAAGGGGGCCAUCUGCAAGGAGGCUGGCCGGGACAUGAUAACCCCCGAGUGCAUAUCAAUGUCGCUCUCCGCCGGCUCCAUCGUUGCCGAGUACGUGAUCGAGAUGGGUGACCUCGGCGAGGCCGCGCAGAACAACAUCUACCACAAGUUGCGCUGCUCCUCCACCCUUGCCCACACCUGCCUGAUGUCGCUCGCCAGGGUAAAGGGCAUCGAGGCCGUUUGCACGGGCAGGCUCGAGGUCUGCGACCUGAGCUUCCCCGCGCCAGCCCAAGAGCGCGACAGUAUGAUGUUGGCCGAGGGCAGCGACGAGCCGAGCUGCAGGCAGAUCGAGGGCUCGGAAGACUUCCGCGCAUUCGCGACGAUGUUGUUGCAGAAGUUCUCCACGGUGGAACAGGCGGCUCUUGUCGCGGUCGAUCGGGAGCAGGUCGGCACCUGGGAGUACUUGCUCAACCAGCGCAAAGGCUUGCGGAGCCAGAGGGAGCGGUGCGAGUUGAAUAUAAAGCGUUGGAUCAUGAGCGCCGCCUGCGCUGGGUCCAUCAUGAGCGCCGCCUGCGCUGGGGACAAUGACGGCAUGAUGAUCUUCGACCGCCCAGGAUUGAGCGAUGAGGAGAUCAGGUGGAACACUCAGAUGAUAGACUGGGAGCGUCGGAACCCGCCAGGGGCGACUGGGAUCGAAGGCUGUGCACGGCACCACUGGGAUCUUCAGCGGUGGGUGAGGCAGCAGCGGCGCCUGUCAAACGCCCAGAGUCGCCAGAGAGAGGCGUCGCCGCGCCAGCGCCAGUUGGCUGCAACAGCGUCGAGCGGGCGGCGAGAGGCAGCAACAGCUCGUGAGGGCGCAGGCGCUAGUGGCCCGCCGAUGGCGGCGAGGAGCGGAGUCAGGCUGACGGAGCUUCCGUCGGAGGCCGACAGAACGCGGGCCCAGGCCGAGCAGUCGGAGGCGGGCCACUACAAGCCCGAGCCAGAGCGAGCGCGGCAGGAACGCAUGGAGGCUGAGCGGCGCCAGCUCUUAUCACAGGCUCCACGUGGGCCAGCCACGCGGGCGACGACGGUUUCUGCCACCGCGAAGCACAGGGAGGGGCCUAUCGAGCGCGGGGAACUUCUUAAGCGGCAGGCGGAACAGACGACGAAUGCCCGCAUAGUUGCAAGAGCCAUGUCAGCCUUCCCACUACGUGCAAAGGUCGGUCAGACGGCGGAGCAGUCCAAAGGUUACAAGUCCAUCGCCAAGUUGCCCCCCGAGGAGGCCGCAGUCGUCGAGCAGAGCAAGCCGAAGCGCCUUCCACCCUUUGUUUUGUCGCCCCCGCACGAGGCCAUUCCCGUGUUCCACAAGGACUGGGCGCUGGUCGAGGGUGCGUGGUCGGACCCCGACAAGCUCGUUCUGGAAUUACAGCUGCGGGCAGAGAGGAACAAUAUGAUACAUGAGUACCUCCUAGCCGGCUUCCCCGUGUGGUACCCGAGCUCGGGAAGCUCCAUGUGGCCUCUGGUGCGGUCGCACGACUUCUGCACCUUUCACCCCAUCCAAGCUGUAACAGCGGAAGCGGGCCCUGGCGGCGUCGUGAAGGAGGCGCCCACCGUGCAGAAAGGAGACAUCGUCUUCUGCCCGGUGCAACCGCAGCACCAAUACUACGCGCACAUCGUGAUCAAGGCAGAAUGGGACUUCCACAGGCGCGAGUACAAGUACUGGAUCGGCGACAUGAGGCAGAACAUCAAUGGCUAUUGUCUCAGGGAGCACAUCUUCGGGAUCCUCGUGGACGUGCAGGCGCAGUGCCAUGGCAACUACUACAGUCGCCCGCGCCCAGAAACGCUGUACGACAGACCGGUGUCUGCCCGCCUUCUGCGAGACAUGUUCGGCGGCUCGGAUGACGAGGCCACUGGAGGUAUGACGCUCUAUUCUAUGUUGAAGCCAGAGUUGCCGUGGACGUUCGGACCGUGGCCGCCGCCGCUGCGAGUCCGCAACAAGCCGACCAGGGAGGUUUUGCAGCGGGCGUGGGCGCCGCUGGCGGCACCCGCAGAGCAGCGCGAGAUCCAGACAGUCAAGGUCAUGGCCAAUGACACCAUCAGCGCCGAGGGCGUCAAUGGUGGUGGCAUGGGCAAGGGGAACAAUGACACAUUUUCGUUCAUCACAGAUCGCCUGUGGCUCGACCUUUCACGCGGGGGACCGCCUACCGACGCUGUCGAGGGCCGAGCAGGAUGCGGCGACGGUGGCGACAAGGCCUCUGGAGUUCGGAGCCCGAGGGCCUUUGCAGGGGUCGAUGGCGGCAGCGCGCUUCAGUUCGCGAAGGUCGCCUGUUUCGACGACGACGGCAAAAGAGUGACAGCGCCUGCCAGGCGUCGCAUGCGCUCGCGCAGCCGAGAGACACGGCUUAAGAUGAUGUGGGAAGGCGCCCGGGAGGACGCUCGACAGGUGCUUAGUGAUUGUCGCGGCAUGCAAUCGAUGUUUGUACACCAGCCCCUCAUCGACAUCGACGUUGGUCUAGUGAUGAAGCGCGUGCGGCACCUCCGCGAUCGCGCCAUCGCCUCUGGGCGCUCCGUCUACAUCGGCACGACGAGCGACCCUUCAUGGCGAUGGAAUGGAGGAUGGGGGUGGCGAGGAAACGACCGAAGCUUCAUGCGCGGGCACAAGCUCAGCUACGAUGAAAUGCAAGUGGUCGCGUCCUUCCCCGACAAACAAUGCGGAGAGGUUGAGAUGCAUGUGAUCGCGCACUUCCCCCGUGCUGACAACAAGGCCGCGUCGCAGCAGGGGCUUGCGGUCAGGCACUGCGCAUACAGCUUCCUAUAUGUCUUCAGGCAUUUCUUGCAGCGCCUGCAGUGGCAGCAGCAGGACGGGCUAACCACCGUUAUCACCACGAUGCUCAAUUUCUUGGCCAACGCACAGACCAAGGACGAGAAGAUGGAUGAUAUUCUGGUUCUCCUGCGGGCGCAGGGACAGAUGCUCGCGGAUCUCAUGCGGGCGCAGAACAAACUGCAGAAGCAAGUCGAGGAGCUCGAUCAGAAAGUGGAGGAGCUCAAGCAGAAGGACGGGCUAACCACCGUUAUCACCUCGAUGAUCCAUUUCUUGACCAACGCUGCUCCUAACCUUACGGCGCAGAACAGCAUGGCCGGGAAGAUGGAUCAGAUUCUGGACCUCCUGCGGGCGCAGGGGCAGGCGCUCCAGGACCUGCGGGAGAAAGUCGAGGAGUUCGAUCAGAAAGUGGAGGAGCCCAAGCAGCAGGACAAGAAGGAGGUCUUGAACCUCCGUGGCAUGAGCGAAAUCGCGGUAUACCGCGCUCACGGCCAUAAGCCGACCUCCCCUCUGGCGUUGACGAGGGGGGCAUCGGUUGGGGGCGGCGCCAACUUGGUUACCGCGGCGGCCAUGCUUCAACAGCUGGCCGCAAUAGCACUCAUUACGGAGCUCAACGAGAAGCGCGUCUUCAUAUUGCCAGGAGUGGGUACUUUCUCAGUGAAGAGCUCGCCAGCGCGGGCAAACCUCGACUCGCCGCUCAAGUUCUUCGAGAAGACUGAGGGGCCUGACAAGGACCCGACCUGGGUGCAGUCACUGCCGACCGAGGCGCUGCGCCUGGCGAUGCAACGCUUCCUCGAAAUAGACCAGGACUUCUACAAGCAGGAGAUCUCUGACGCCCUCACCCAGCAGUACGCCGAGCGCUACAACAUGGACAAGUUCCACAGGAGCGUGCGAGUGAACAAGAGGCUCUUCGAGAAGUUCCAGGAGGUCACGCUGCACCAGCCUGCGAUGGCAGGCCUCAUCCAGACGGACGGGAUGCGUGCGAUCAGCCAGCGUGUGCUGGCCAGCGGGGUGGGCGGGGAGAUGGAGCCGCCUACAGACGGGGCUGACGGUGUGGGGGGAGAUGUGGAGAGGCAAAAUGGGUUCUCGCCGCCGCCAAUCACCAUCGUCAUCUCCAUCAUCUUUGCAGCCGCUGUGGCUCAAUACCUGGAGCUGAUGAAGCGCGUCUUCAGGGAAGUGGUGCGCAAGAAGGGCGCGGCCAAGGGGAAGAGGAGGCCCCCCCGCGACCCAGUGGAGGACGUCAUCCCCACGUGGAGGGACGGGGAGCUCCAGGUGGACGUGCGGCUGCCGUGCACCGCGUCCGCCACCGGGGUCCUACAGGCGCUCCGCGACUCCAUGGGCGCGGCUGGCGAGGCGCAGGACUCGGUGCUCGCGCAAGCCUGCCGCGAGGCUGGCUUCCCAAGGCCAUCCCCGGAGAUGGUGGAACCGGUGUGGCCGUUGGAGAGGGCCGCGGAGCAGCUGGAUUUGGCCAUGUUCCGCAAGUUCGAGGCCGGGCAAGACUGGAUGACCACGCUGACGGACGAUCUGAGGAGGCUCCUGCCCCUGCUGGAACAGUCGCGCGAGGUCUUCCAGGCGGCCACCAGGCGAAUUGCCGUGCGCGACCCCGAGGCGUGGAAGAAGCUGCUUUCCCUGGAGAGCUUGGCUUGCUUCUUCACCCAGCGCACGGGCAAGGAGGUGUGGCUGCUUCCCGUCAAGGACGUGAGAGAUAUCGGGAAAUCCACCCCCGUCGAGACAAGGCAGUUCCCCGAGUGUCGGAUGAAGCAGUCGGGCCACGGCGCCAAGGGCGUCCAAGCCAUCGCGGAGAGGGCGCACGGGCUCCUGAAGACCCGCCUCGCUCCGGGCACCCAGUGGGCCCAGGAGCGCUUCGGCGGCGACGUCCCCGAGAACGACCACCAGCGCUCCUGGGAGUCUACAGAG